UAUGCGCUAUGGCUUUAGCGUUGUGGCUACGUGGCAUAGGUUCGUGCGUCGCGGCGCUGGCGAUGUCCACUGACGUCAUUUAUGACGUGGGCGACUUCUACGGCAUCCUGGGCAAGGGGCUGACGGCCAGCCAAGUCUUCGUCGAGACGCAAGUCGAACGCACCUGCGAGUGCCGUAUGCGGUGCUUCGUGCACACGGCGUGCGUGGCGUUCAGUGUUCGCCCGCACCCACACGGCGCGCUCGUGUGCGGGCUGGCCAGAGAAAACGUGUACGUCAACAGGCCAGGCGACGUCCCUGGGGCUUCGUACUUCGUCAGGAAACAGCUCGUGGAACCUUGGGCCAUCGACCGUCUGAUUUACCGCCGCUUGACCACCCAAGUUCAGGGCUACGCAGCCAGCAAGGCGGCCUGCGAGGCCAUCCCCGGCUUCCGCCUGAUUGCCGUCAUGUUCGAGGCCCAGAUGUCCAUCCUGCUGGAGUUGUGCCUCGGCAGGGAACCCAACCUCGGAGAGACACAGUGCGAAGACCGUACCAGGUGGUUCUACGUUGACAUGGUCAAGAUCAACAACGUACCCAUGAUACGAGGGGAGAUACCCUUGUCUGAGACCGAUAUUAGCAGCGUCCAUAUCAACGACCAAUCUGCAUACUUCCUGUAUGCAGCUGGAGGGAUGCUGCACGACGAUAACCCGACGACCUGGAAAUCUUUUCCUGUCUGUCAGGCCAACGUCUUUGCUGCGAACUGGUAGAUAGAGAGUUAAUAGCGUUAAAAAAAUAAAUAUAAGUAAAAUUCGCGAUUGUUUCUGUGUUGAGCUCGUAGUCUGUUUAAUUCCUUACAUAACGCUCAGUCUGUUUAAU
Molecule: messenger RNA, 852 nt
Organism: Hyalella azteca
Lineage: Eukaryota; Metazoa; Arthropoda; Malacostraca; Amphipoda; Hyalellidae
Exons: 3
Coding region: 9-743 (244 amino acids)
Source: RefSeq, a predicted model, not a curated record